GUGAUUGCCUUUAGUGACGAGGAGGGAGUGAGAUUUCAAUCUACUUUCUUAGGAAGUGCUGCUAUUGCCGGUUUUUUACCAGUUUCAGCAUUGCAAAUACGGGAUAAAAGUGGUGUGACAGUGCAAAAUGUUCUAAAAGAGAACUCUAUAGAAAUUUCCGAGGAAAGCUUCUUUGAGCUAAAGUAUGAUCCGGAGUCUAUUUGGGGUUAUAUUGAGCUUCAUAUUGAACAAGGACCUGUGCUAGAGUCAGUUGGCCUUCCUCUUGGUGUGGUGAAAGGCAUUGCUGGGCAGACGAGGUUAAAGGUAACUGUGAGAGGCUCACAAGGACAUGCCGGAACAGUCCCUAUGUCUAUGCGGCAAGAUCCUAUGGCUGCCGCCGCCGAAUUAAUAGUACUUUUGGAGAGCAUUUGUAAACGUCCUGAGGAUUUUCUAUCUUACGAUGAUCAAUGCAAAGGGUUUUCGGUGGAAUCGCUUGUCUGUACUGUUGGAGAGAUAUCAUGUUGGCCAAGUGCAAGUAAUGUCAUUCCUGGUGAGGUAACCUUCACUGUAGACAUGCGAACAAUUGAUGACAUGGGACGGGAAGCUGUUAUAUUCGAAUUAUCCAACCAGAUGCAUCAAAUAUGUGAUCACCGUUCUGUUUCCUGUAAUAUUGAACGUAAGCACGAUGCCAAUGCAGCGGCUUGUGAUACUGGAUUGAGUUCGCAGCUGAAAUCUGCAGCAUACUCUGGAAUGAAGAGAAUGGCUGGCGAGGAUGUCGAUGAUGUGCCUGUACUGAUGAGUGGAGCAGGACACGAUGCAAUGGCCAUGGCUCAUUUAACUAAGGUUGGCAUGCUGUUUGUUCGCUGCCGUGGAGGCAUCAGUCAUUCCCCUGCAGAAUAUGUAUCGGAUGAUGAUGUUUGGGCUGCUGGUUUGGCAAUACUUGCAUUUCUGGAAACCCAAAUGUAAACAGUUAGACCAUAGUUGCACGGAACGGGGGUGGGAGCAGGAUCAGGGACGGGGCAGCAAGGGCCUUAUAGAAGAGUUUAAAGUUAGAAACGGGUAGGACGAGGCUCCCUUGGAGUUUCUGCUACUAAGAGUUAAGACACUGAUCUGCUGGUUGCACAUAUCAUUGGUUAAUUGUACAUCAUUUUUAAGCUGACAAUGAUGCAAAAGUUACAUGUACUUGUCAGUUGUCUUCAGUGAGUAAUAAUGGGGAUAGUGACUUUGAUCUAUUUGCAUUACUUUCAUUAUUGGGUUAAAAAAAACAGUAAAAUAAAAGGCAAAUGUAAAAUUUGAAAUCUCAACUGAUUUUGUUAGCUCAGUAAAGUUCUGUGAAUAAUGCCACUA
Molecule: messenger RNA, 1326 nt
Organism: Camellia sinensis
Lineage: Eukaryota; Viridiplantae; Streptophyta; Magnoliopsida; Ericales; Theaceae
Source: RefSeq, a predicted model, not a curated record